Messenger RNA from Rhodofomes roseus, 186 nucleotides. RefSeq lists its product as uncharacterized. Lineage: Eukaryota; Fungi; Basidiomycota; Agaricomycetes; Polyporales; Fomitopsidaceae. The annotation marks the transcript as partial. The record is from RefSeq and is a predicted model, not a curated record. The transcript has a single exon.
CGUACGAGACCCGCGUUUGUACCAUCAAACACAGGUCACGUCGAUUACAGCAAGACCACGUUGACAGCAGCCAUCACCAAGGUUCUCGCUGAGCAGGGUGGUGCGCAGUUCAGGGACUAUUCUGAUAUUGACAGGGUUUCCAAAGAAAAGGCCACCCAAGAAGAUCACCUCUGGACACCGCGCUGA